AUGCAUGGUAAUCAUCUGGAGUGUGACGAGGAUACGAUAUAUUUUUAUUCCCCACGUACUGUUCCACCUGCCCUCAAUAAAUACACCAAGCUGAUUUCAGAUCUUCUUCAAAAUUCCCCCAUCAUCGAUGCUCUUCCUGGUGGCGCCCCGGAGGCCAUUGCCCUCUGCCAAGAUGCAAAGACAGUGCUUGAGAAGGAAAGUGUUGUGCUAGACAUUGAUGUCACUGAAAGAGAUGAUUUGAUUAUUGCUGGUGACAUCCAUGGUCAAUUUGCGGACCUGCUACACAAUGUGCUUUCGAUGCAGCUGAUGCAGAGAACCGAUGUAGGUGUCUCUAGUAAGACAUUGGGUUCAGAGUAUAAGUUUUUAUUUUUGGGUGACUACGUUGACCGGGGCCCACGCAGUGUUGAGGUGAUCACCCUUCUUCUAGCCCUAAAGAUAGAAUACCCUGCUCAUGUGUUUCUGCUUCGUGGGAACCAUGAGGAGGCACAGACGUGUCGCGUGUACGGGUUUUUCCAAGAGUGUCGUGUAAAAUUGGAGGGAAGUGGCAGGGGCAUAGGCGGUGGCUCCAUGAAUAUGUCAGGCAGCGCCUGGUUGCAUUACAAUAUGGUGUUUUGUUGGUUGCCACUCGCAGCUGUGGUGCGAUGCCCCGCUGGAAUGUUCUUCUGUGCUCAUGGUGGUCUCAGUCCUAAAACGAACUCCAUCGCUGGUCUUAAAUCGCUUCGUCGAAACGAGUACGGCCAGCUUUUAGAGGCUUCGUCAAGUCUGUAUUUUUCUUCACCCACAAAUGACAAUGACGGGGAGUUGUCAUCUGCCGAUGAAGGAAUCAUUGUCGAUGGGCUGCUGUGGUCCGACCCCAAUGACGAGGUCUACGGCUUUCAAAUUAAUCAUAGAGGGUGCGGUUUUAUCUUUGGACCUGAUGCCACGAAGAAAUUUCUCGAUCUCAAUUACGGUUAUUCUUUUAAAUCACGACUGCCAGGUGAGCAGCGUGAAGAGUUACAGUUUGUUGUUCGGGCUCACCAGUGUGUUGAGGAUGGUUAUCACUGGGUUCAUGGGGGUCUUGUGCUCACGCUGUUUUCUGCCCCACGCUACUGCGGCUUGAACAACAAGGGGGCCUUUGCUGUGCUGCGCGGCAGGGCAAACGUCGGAAGGGACCGGGUUUUUUUUGAAUAUAAAGUUUACGACAUUGCUCCAACGUUGCCAAACGGAAUGCUUAGGUUGCGCACCUCCUCUGACGCUGCUGGUGCUGCUGACGCUGUGCGGGGGCUCAACGACAUGAUACUCAGCGACUACUUUCAGGAUAAUGAGUAG
Messenger RNA from Trypanosoma rangeli, 1308 nucleotides. Its product is annotated as putative serine/threonine-protein phosphatase 2A, catalytic subunit. Lineage: Eukaryota; Euglenozoa; Kinetoplastea; Trypanosomatida; Trypanosomatidae. Gene Ontology annotation, cellular component: nucleus; cytoplasm. The coding region runs from base 1 to 1308 and encodes 435 amino acids. The transcript has a single exon. The record is from RefSeq and is a predicted model, not a curated record. Gene Ontology annotation, molecular function: protein serine/threonine phosphatase activity.